This is a messenger RNA of Closterium sp. NIES-67, 3509 nucleotides long. The record is from the annotation of a GenBank genome assembly. NCBI's taxonomy places the organism in Eukaryota, Viridiplantae, Streptophyta, Zygnematophyceae, Desmidiales, Closteriaceae.
UGAAGCCAAGACCUCCACCUUGAAGCACUAACUACACUAUCCGCCGCCAUUGUUUCUGCUCUUGCGUAGAGUGUCUCUCCAACUGAGCAACCCGAAUCCUGACUGACUUUUUCGUUUGAUCGCGCGCGAAAUAAUAGAGGCGGCAAGCAGCAACACUGGCGGCCGGUGCGCUUACGCUCGCCCCCUGGAUUUCAGCUUUGGCCCUUGGUCUUCUGAAGUGGCGCUUCACUUUAUCAUCGUUCGGCCUUUCAGGAAACGCCUGGCUGGUAAUCCGAAGCUGGCAGCUGGCAGCUGCGGCGGCAAGUGGUGACAACAACAACACAUUGCCCGUCAGCUUCAGCCGCACUGCCAAGCGUGCGCAGCUAGAUCAUAUCGGCCAAGCACUCGUGCUAUAACUUGUGGGUAUUAAUGGCUCGGAAAUUGCCGGGUUUCCGGCCAGCACGGCUACUCUAGCUGGCCGAGACUUGCCACCCGAUUCAAGACGGAUCUGAUCAAGACGAUUCUGCUUCCCGUGGCCCAUGAACUCUCUACAGUACAACUGACAAGUGCGGCGGCCUUGGUUUCUUCGAGCGUACAGUGUCUUCCGACGUCCCACCGCCGACAUCCUUUCGUCGUUCUUGUAGCUCUCCCGUCGCCGUGCCUUCUCUAGCAAGCGACCCCAGUGUUUAAGAGGAGUUAUUAUGGCCGCUCCGCUUUCAGCACGGCAACUUGGGACGCCACCUUGUCAUCACGCCACGUCAUCACCGCCUUAUCGUGCCAUGUCAGCUUACCCGAAGUCACCAUUCAGUAGCCAUCGUGUAUCAGUCACGAAUGGUGCAAGCAAUAUACCACACUCGUUAUUAACAAGGGGUACGUUUAGCCGAUGGUCUCAACCCUAUCCCCGCUUUAAGACGUUGCGUAACACGAGGACGUCGCUCUCCGUUAAGUCAAGGACGUUAAGGUUUCGGUGCAAGGCUGGCUCUGGCAGCUCGAACGGGAAUAAUAAUCCGGACGACAGGAAUAGUUCGCGAAAUAGCAGCGGGAACGGCCAAGAGGGAAACGUCCGGGGAGAUAGCGACAGCAAGAGAGGGAAAGAUGGUGACGUGUCGAGAGAGCAGCAGGCGGAGGGGCUUAUUAUUGAAGAAAGACGCGCGAAUGCGUCGAUAAGGAGGUAUCGAGUCACCCGGUCUGAAGGUGCUGUACACGUGGCAGAACCCCCUUCCUCCAUCCCCCCUGCUGUUACUUCUGCCAAUGGUGCUGCUGGUGGCUCUAACGAGGGUGACCGUAACGGAGGCAGAAGCGAGCCUGCCCGAAGCGGCCAAUUUGACUCGCUGGUCCAGUCAGCAAAGAAUUUCUUCCUGCCCGCUGGAUACCCUGACAGCCUUACCAGUGACUACACAACGUAUAUGCUCUGGCAGUUCCCGGUGCACAUAACGGGGUGGGCGUCAUCCACCCUCGUCACCUCCACGCUGCUACAAGCCGUGGGAGUGGGAUCCCUUGUUAAAGGUGGGGCUACUGCAGCUGCUGGCGCUGCCGCUGUUUCUGGUGCUGCUGCUACUGCUGGUGCUACUGGUGCCGCUGCUGCUGGUGCUGCUUCUGGUGCUGCCACUGCUGGUGCUGCAGGUGCAGUGGCAGCAGGAGCAGCAGCAGGAGCAGCAGUAGGUGCAACCGUAGCAGCAGGAGCAGCAACCAUAGCCACCACAGCAGCAGCCGCUCUCCCGGCAGUAGACCCUGCCUCAGCUGCCGCCGCCACCGCAGCCAUCAAAUGGGUGGCAAAGGACGGCAUAGGUGCGGUCGGCCGCCUGCUAGUGGGCGGCCGGUUCGGCGCCAUCUUCGACGAGGACCCGAAGCAGUGGAGGUUCGUCGCGGACCUGAUAGGCUCGGCCGGGGCCAUCUUCGAGCUCGCCACUCCCCUCGCGCCGAACCACUUCCUCCUCCUAGCCUCCCUAGGCAACCUCACGAAAGCAGUAGCCAAGGGGCUGAAAGACCCUUCGGCUAGGGUUAUCCAAACGCACUUCGCCCUUUCAGCGAACUUAGGGGAGGUAGUGGCGAAGGAGGAGGUGUACAAGGUGAUGGCGCAGCUGGCAGGGCUCGGGUGUGGUGUGCUGCUGCUGAGCUCGCCCUACAUUGCCGAGUCGUAUUGGAGCCUCGUCUCCACGUGGGCUGUGCUGCGCUCGUCCCAUCUGGCCCUCCGAUUCAAGUCGCUUUCCGUCCUUGAGUUUGAUUCCCUCAGUUUCAAGCGCACGGCUAUUCUGGCCAGAGCGCACGUGGCAGGGGCGCCAACGCUACCCUCCGUCCAGGCAGCGAACCGAGAGGAGCGCCUAUGGCUGCCCCGCCGGCUCACCUCCCCCAGCAUUCGCCUCGGCUGCUCCCUUGCUGACAUGUCGGCCCUGCUGGAGCGACAGUCGGCCAAUCGAAUGGCGCUCCCAGACCUCCUGGCACUGUACCGGGAGGAGCAGCAUGUGCUUCUAAUGGAUGAUAACGGAGCAUUCUCGGUUAUUUUCAAGCAAGGAGCAUCGAAGGGGUCAGUUCUGAGGGUUGUGUGGCAGGCCUGCUGGCUGCAGCAGCAGCAGAAACAGCAGCAGCGGCAGAGGCAGCAGGUGCUGCCAAGUGGGGUUUCCCAGGAGCAUGGGGAAUACCAAGAGGAAGAGCAGCACAGAGACAGGAGGAGACAGCACUGGGGAGAUGGGGAGAAGGAGGCCAGCGGUAGCAGCAGCAGCAGCAGCGGUGGUGGCAGCAGUGGUAGCAGCCUUCUAAAAGCGUCUCUGGACGCAUUAGCCAGCGAGUUCGAGGGGUUUCUUGCCAUGGCUGCCGCUGCUGGGUGGGACACCAACACGCUGGUGGCGAAGGUGCCUCUCUCCGCCCCCUUGCUAAUCCUUCAACCCCAAGGAAUCGACUGUGAGGCGCCGGAGGAGCAGCCAGAUAGGCGGCUUACAGCUGCUGCUCCCAGAUAGUGAGUGGGGGAGAGCAUUUGGCUUCUCAGUGACCUUUUGAGUUGGCUCAGAAGUCAGAUAAACGGCUUUUUGCCGGGGAGAAGCCAGCCAGAUAGGCGCAUUGCAGCUGCUGCUCCCAGAUAGUGAGUGCGGGAUAGCAGUUGGCCUUCUGAAAGUGCCUCUAGACGCUCUAGGCAGCGAGUUUGAAGGGUUUCUUGCCAUGGCUGCCGCUGCUGGGUGGGACACCAACACACCGGUGGCUAAGGACGUAUUCCUUCCAUCAAGGAUCAGGAUUAGCAUUCCUGAUCCUGGUUCCUGAUCCUGCCGUUUUGCAGCCUGUAGAUCAGCAACCGAGGUGCUUGUCGCAAAGUGCUGCCACAUGUGCAGACACGCGACACAAUGCGACAUGCAGUUGGUGUUGAAUCUGUAAUAAUUUGACAGGUGUUGCAGGAGACUGAGUAUAGAAUCUGCAAAUAUGAACACUUGGGAAACCUCAAGUGUUAGCCUAGGAUCUUUACUGGAAUGCUAGACUAGUAAGACAGCGGAAGUCUUAGAACUUGUAAGUGUUGACCAUAAUUUGCUGAAGAACAACUUCAG